Messenger RNA from Nerophis ophidion (straightnose pipefish), 6489 nucleotides. RefSeq names its product nuclear factor I/Xb (gene nfixb). The record is from RefSeq and is a predicted model, not a curated record. NCBI's taxonomy places the organism in Eukaryota, Metazoa, Chordata, Actinopteri, Syngnathiformes, Syngnathidae. Bases 681 to 2279 code for a protein of 532 amino acids. Gene Ontology annotation, cellular component: nucleus. The transcript has 13 exons. Gene Ontology annotation, biological process: regulation of transcription by RNA polymerase II. Gene Ontology annotation, molecular function: RNA polymerase II cis-regulatory region sequence-specific DNA binding; DNA-binding transcription factor activity, RNA polymerase II-specific.
CGGGGAAAGAGCGCGGCGAGGACGAGCGACGGCGACGGGGAGAACAGAAAGAGAAAGAGAGAGAGUUGGGGAGAAAAGGGGGGGAAAAAGAAGCUGCAGUCGGCUUUGCCAGCGGUCGUAUGCGCUCGUCCAACAUUGAUUCAGCUCCUCUAUCUCCCCCCCCCCCUCCUCCACCCCACCUCUAUCCUGUCCCGCCACCCCCCUGCCUGCCUCUCUGUGCAUGUGUGUGUGUGUGUGUGUGUGUGUUCGUGUGUGUGUGUGAGCCUUGCACCAGGCCCUGGGAUCAGAACCACCACCAAUUUACUCCUUGCCAAGGAUUUUGUAUUCAAGUUUUUUUUGUUUGUUUUUUUGCUCGGGAUGCACAACGGAUGAUUUGAUUUUUAAGUGAAUCAUCGCCGUUCUUUUUUUUAACCCCCACCCCCCACACCUCAAUUCUCUUGAAUAUUCUAUUUUUACCGGACAAUCCUUUUUUGCCAAUUUAUCGCGGUACAACCUGAAUUUUUUUCCAGAUUUUUCCUUUUCCAAAUUUUAAACGCUAAUUAUUUUUGACAUCCCCUCCAAUUCUCCACUCUUUGCCAAACCAGCACUUGCUUUACAUUUGGAGCGCGGAAGAAUUUUUUAAUUUUUUUUUUCUCUCUCUCACUUUUAACGCCGUGCCAAAUUUAUGAUGAGAGUGCAAAAUGGAUGAAUUUCAUCCCUUCAUCGAGGCCCUCCUCCCCCACGUCCGUGCCUUCUCCUACACCUGGUUCAACCUGCAGGCCCGCAAGCGCAAGUACUUCAAGAAGCACGAGAAGAGGAUGACCAAGGACGAGGAGCGCGCGGUGAAGGACGAGCUGCUGGGCGAGAAGCCCGAGAUCAAGCAGAAGUGGGCCUCGCGCCUCCUGGCCAAGCUCCGCAAGGACAUCCGGCCCGAGUUCCGCGAGGACUUUGUGCUCACCAUCACGGGGAAAAAGCCGCCGUGCUGCGUGCUGUCCAACCCCGACCAGAAAGGCAAGAUCCGCCGCAUCGACUGCCUCCGCCAGGCCGACAAGGUGUGGCGGCUGGACCUGGUGAUGGUCAUCCUCUUCAAGGGCAGCCCGUUGGAGAGCACGGACGGGGAGCGGCUGGUCAAGUCGCCCCAGUGCUCCAACCACGGCCUGUGCGUCCAGCCGCACCACAUCGGAGUGACGGUCAAGGAGCUGGACCUCUACCUGGCCUACUUUGUCCACACACCAGAACAAUCAGGACAAUCAGACAACUCUAACCAGCAAGGAGAGACAGACGUCAAGCCCCCGCCGAACGGCCACUUGAGUUUCCAGGACUGCUUCGUGACUUCAGGGGUGUGGAACGUAGCCGAGCUGGUCCGCGUGUCGCAGACCCCAGUCGCUACGGCAACUGGCCCAAACUUCUCCCUGGCUGACCUGGACAGUCCUGGGUACUACAACAUCAACCAGGUGACCCUGGGACGGCGCUCCAUCACCUCCACACCCUCCACCAGGACUGAAAUGGAGCUUUAUGCAAGUCUCCCACGGAGCUCCAACAAGCGCAAGUCCAUCGACGACAGCGAGAUGGAGAGUCCCGUGGACGAUGUCUUCUACUCGGGCCGCUCGCCAGCGGCCGGCAGCAGCUCACAGUCCAGUGGCUGGCCCAAUGAUGUGGACGCAGUGCAGCACCAUUUGGCCAGUGUGCAGGAGAGGAAGAUUAAGCAUGAGAGCGAUGGAGUGCAGUUUCCUUACCAUGGACUGUCAUCGCCUGGUUCUCUUAAGAAGCCGGGGAAAUUCGAUUUCAGCGCCCUGUCCUCCCAGACGAGGUCCCCCCGCAUGGCGUUCACCCACCACCCACUGCCAAUGCUGGCGGGAGUGAGACCAGGGAGUCCCCGUGCUUCCGCCUCGGCCCUGCACUUCCCGUCGCCCUCCAUCAUCCAGCAGUCAAGCCCUUACUUCACCCACCCGACCAUCCGCUACCACCACCACCCUGGACAGGACCCCCUGAAGGAGUUUGUGCAGUUUGUCUGUGCUGAUGGCCCGGGGCAGGCCGCCGGACAGCCAAACGGGAGCGGCCAGAGCAAAAUGCCAGGCUCCUUCUUGCUGCCUCCACCUCCCCCAGUGGCCCGCCCAGUGCCCCUCCCUAUGCCCGACUCUAAACCCAACAGCACGCCCCCUGACGGCGGACUCUCCUCGCCCGCAUCUCCGUCAUACUCCACGCCAGGCGCCACAGCUCCCAACAGGUUUGUCGGCAUCGGAUCACGGGACAACAACUUUCUGAACAUCCCGCAGCAGACACAGUCUUGGUUCCUCUGACAAGAUCUGUGUGCAAACCAGCAACAGGAAUUCUUUCUUUACAAUCAGAAAUAGAUGAUAAUUGUCCUCCAAUCACAACAAAGUACAGCGACGGGCCAUCACAGCGUAUCUCACCUACCCUUUAGCCAAAACCCGGCGAAUCACCGCAGGAAAAUUCAGCAGCAUUCAGAGGAACUCUGGACUCAUCGUAAUCAGUCAGAGGAAGUAGCCAUACGGAGCAAAGAACGCUCGGUGGGAAGAUGACGGCAUGGACAAGAGGAGGGCAGGAGAGCGAAGGGUAAGGUGACGAAUGCUUGUCGGAGGGAUGUCACCUGAAAACAUCAGCACAACUUGACAGCGGCGCAGGACGAGCCUGAGGACAAGUACUUGGCUACACAGCUGUCCAACCAACAUUUGAGCAGAGCCCACAAUGAAAUAUAGAUUUCCAGUGAAAGCCGCGGUCCAGGCUCCACCCAAAACCAGUCAACGUUUUCCUCCCCAGAACGAAACGUCGGCUCGAUAAAGGUCCCUUCCGCUAAAGAGCCGCCAUGCCAAAAUAUCGCUUGUAGGCUCGCACUUACAGGCUCAAUCAAUUACCAGGAAUCCUAUCGAUGUGCACUAAUUACCUACGAGGCAUGGAGAGUCAACUGCGAGUUGGCACAAGAGACCGUCACGCGUCUCCCCCAAAGUCGAGACCCACUGCUCUCGCAUCUUACACUUUGGUAACAGGAAGUCCGGUCAGACAAAAUCUGUGCCAUGAACGCAGAAUUUUGUGACAUGAAUUUUCUCGAAGGUGCGCUCGCAAAGGAAGCCCAGUGAGGCGUCACCGCCCUGUUUGGUUGGCGGUGCAGAGCAACUCUGUCAAACACCAACGUAGAUAGCAGCUACCCACCCUCCUCCCCUCUUGUAAAGUCGGCGAUUGCGUCUGGUAUCUUGUGCAUGUUCUCUUAUUUGACUUCCUUUUGGAUUUGUACUAUUUUGUAAUUGUUUUAUAUUUGAAUGACAGCACCUUAUGAGGAAAUACAGUAGGACGUUGCAAGGUGGUUAGCGAAGCCCACGGUCACGUGUGGAAGACGGAGAAGAAAACAAUUCAAACAUUUCGGGGAAACUUUGCUUCUGAAGAAGAACGAUUUGCGUUCAAAGGAUUGGCAAUGAUAACAGGCAGCUGGGGAGCUCUACGAUUGGUCGGUGAAGCCGUUUUGUUCCAAUAUUUUUACCCCAUUAGAAAAAUCGUAAAGACGCUUUCGUUUAUUCACACCCUUAUUGGUCAGUGCCAAACACACAGGGUUCAUAGAGCUUUGAGUAAUUGUUAUCCUUUUGAUUUUUUUACAACCUGGGACAUUAGACUUAGUUCCUAUCAAUAAAUUGUCCCUAUGACACGUUGGAGUGGUCACCAGCCAAUCACAGGCCACCUAUAAACAAACCAUUACAUUUUUUACGUCAGUGGAACCCGUUUAAGUUCAUCCCGUCAAUGUCCAAGUUCUGUUCCAAUCUGUUCUUAACAUUGCCCCCCAAAAAACUACCAAGAUCAACAUAGUCCACAGAAUGGGUCAUUUCCUUGAAAAAUUGGCCUGUUUAUGUUGGCAAGUGUUGUAGUUAAGCGUUUAAGUAUAGAAUAUCGCCUUGCCUCUAAAUUAUUAUAUUUUCUUUUAUUUAGUUAAGCCUUUUGCAAAAAGUAUACAUGGUGUGCUAUGAGGAGCUAUCAGCUACUCAACAGCUAAGCACACAAUAGCACACAAGCUAGACAUGCGUAAUAAGCGCUUUUAAUUUAACUAUAUUGCAGUCGAAAGCAUGACUUUUGGCAAUACAAACAAGUAUCAAAUCAUUAAUAUUGUAUAUUACUUACAGAUAUUAAUUCACCAAGGGAAAAAAAAAGUAUAGUAGAAAUUAUCCAGUAACAAACAUGUCUGAGACUCUCAAUUUACCUAAAUUGAAUUAAUUAUUUUGACCCCCUGGUGUCGCCAAAAUAAAAUUAACACUACACUUUAAAAUGAUAAAUUUUGUGUUUUUAUACCCACUAUUGUUUUCUGUUUGACUAAUUUCACUUGAACAAGCUACUAACAUUCCACACUACAAAAUAAUAAAAGCAUCUACUAUGAUUCGUGCUGAUAUCAUAUCAGAUUAAUAUCGGUAUCGGCCAGUAGCAAGUAAAUGAUAUUGUAUCGGAAGUGUAAAAGUUGUAUCGAGACACCCCAGUGGUAGUAUUGAUGUCAUCAUCAUUGCUACGGUCUUUAUUAAAACUUCUGACUUCCUGCUCGGUGCAAAGUCAGCUUCAGAAUAAAAGUAUGUCAGUUUCUAUACCAGAGCAUGUAUGCCUUUUUAUAAAAAGUUAUUUGCAAACGUUUGUUUCCUAGCAAAAUUGAGGGUCGUUCCAUUCAUUAAAACUUACUAGAAUUUUAAAAUUCAGCAGUUCUUAACACAAACCCCCCAUAAUUUGCUCUGUAGCUAGCGCCACCAGUUUCACCGAUCGUCACAAAAUUUGGUGGAACUCAUCAUGUUAGAACUCAUGUUUCAAAACAAACAGGGAAUCGGCCAUUUUGGUUUGGAACGGCCAUUGUGGGAGCAAAACCAAAUUUAGAUCACGGACACUAGACAGAUACUGUUGAACUUCUGACUCCCUGUUCAGUGCAAAGUAUGCUUCAAAAUAAAAGCAUGACCGUGUCAACAUGGUUUCUAUACCAGAGCAACUGGCAAAAUACCUGUUUUAUAAAAAUAAUUUAGAAUUGUGUAUGUACAAAAGACAUGAUCAGCUAGUUUCUGUCAUGCCUACAACCUCUAAUGUCGACAAAAGUAUGCCAACUUAAUCGGGUUCCACUGCAUUGCCCUUGGUUAACUGUCUUUCGAACACAAACUAGUAGAGUGUAACUCAAUAGCCAAGAAGUGUAGUCCAUUCUUACCUUAAUUUCUACAAAGCAAUAUUAGAAAACAUUUGAGCAGUUGAUCAACUAGGCCCGUCCCUUUUUCCAACGCAGUAUCAGAAGUUGUCAUCAGUCACACUUUGAACGUGUUCGAAUCCUUCCAUUUCGACCCCCAAAAAGCUGUAUGAACCCUGCAAACGUAAGGGCGGCAACUGCAAACUCGAAGGUUUAGACAAUCAAACGAAGGAGUAUUUCCCGGGAAGCGCUUGAGUCGAGAACAAUCAACCAUGUGGAGCAUGGCUGAGUGUGUGGUCAGCGAAACGGAAAAGAAGGGAAAAGGUUGCUGAAUACGGGAAAGUUGUUCUUUUUCUGUCUCCAUUUAAAAAAAAAAAAAAAAAAAAAAAAAAGUUUACCUGUUGUUUACACUCCCAGACGGACCGCUGCUCCAAGAGCGGAGGGAACCACGCUGCGGAGCAAAAUAAAUAUGUGACAUAUCGGUCUGUUUUCAGUCGCCCGUUUUUUAUAGCUUAAAGAAAAAUGGUAUGUCGGUAAAUGACGGUAAUUUUUUAUUGGUUUUAUCGAUGAGCCCUUAUUGAUUGAAAAUGCACUAAAACAAUCACGCCAGCCAACCUUUUUUUUUAAAUUUCUUUCAUCUGUGUUGACGCCAUACCUGUCAACGCUCCCUUAUUCCCCAGGAAACGCCCGUAUUUUCUUCCUACAUUUUUCCCCGUGUUUAAACUCCAAACAAUAGGACUUUGUAGGACUCAUAAAAUCAGUUCUUUCAAUUUGAUGUUCCUUGUAAUAUUCCUUUUUUUUUUUCUUUUUUUUGGGGGGGGGAUUAAAUGACUUUUCUAUUAAUAAAAACAUCUUAAUACUGCAACUUUUCUAAAGAUAUAUUAGGGGUGCCAAAAAAAAUCGAUUUUCGUAUGAAUUGCAAUUCUUAUUUGUACAGAUUCUUAAUCGAUUAAAAAAAAAUUAAAUUAUUUUUUUUUACCUUUCCCGUCUAGCCACUUAUACAAAUCAUAUAGUUGGUGUAGAUGAUCAUAUCUGCUGUACACAUUUACUUUAGAAAAGAGAAGUGUGGGAUACUUCUCUUGUUGCCUUAUUUGUAUUUGACUAUACUAAAUGUUUGGGUAGAAUUUUAUUAAAUCUAGUUUUCUUUUAAGUCAUUUUGACAUUCAUCAGAGCUGAUUUUGUAUUUUAUGGAGAAAUUAAGUUAGUUGUCUAAGUGGCACCCAAUAUUAUUGCAAAACUAUUGAUUUUGAAUGGGGAAUCUAUUCUGAAUCGAAUAAUUCACCCCCAACAAUCGAAUCAAAUCCUGUGGUGCCCAAAGAUUCACAGCCCUAAUAUAUAUAUAUAUGUAUUUAUAUAUA